Molecule: messenger RNA, 2350 nt
Organism: Salarias fasciatus (jewelled blenny)
Lineage: Eukaryota; Metazoa; Chordata; Actinopteri; Blenniiformes; Blenniidae
Gene: zap70
Product: zeta chain of T cell receptor associated protein kinase 70
Exons: 13
Coding region: 193-1965 (590 amino acids)
Biological process (GO): intracellular signal transduction; protein phosphorylation
Cellular component (GO): cytoplasm
Molecular function (GO): ATP binding; non-membrane spanning protein tyrosine kinase activity
Source: RefSeq, a predicted model, not a curated record
UGCACUUUCAAAGUGUGGGUGUCUCAUGCUAAAUAUCACAUCCAGGCAUACGGCUGCUUUCAGAACGUCUGUGUGGAGCUGACAGUCAUGAUGAAAGCUGUUCUGUAUGUCUGCUCUCUAUCACACUGCUGAGAAAAUUUUAAAAAAGUGCUGACAUCCAGGACUUCAAGACCGACUCUCCCAAGCAUCAGCAUGUCGACCGACCCCGCGGCUGAACUGCCUUUCUUUUAUGGAAGCAUCAGUCGCUCCGAAGCCGAGCAGCAUCUCAAGCUGGCCGGGAUGGCUGACGGCCUCUUCCUCCUGCGACAGUGUCUCCGCAGUCUGGGAGGCUAUGUGUUGUCUAUAGUGUGGAACCUGGAGUUUCACCAUUACUCCAUAGAGAAGCAGCUCAAUGGGACGUACUGCAUCGCUGGAGGGAAGAACCACUGUGGGCCUGCAGAGCUCUGUGAGUUUUACAGCAAGGACUCCGAUGGGCUGGUGUGCACCCUCAAGAAACCCUGCCUUCGUUCUGCAGACACAAAGAUCAAACCCGGAGUGUUUGACAACCUCCGAGAAAAGAUGUUGAAAGAAUAUGUGAAGCAGACUUGGAACCUGGAGGGAGAGGAAAUGGAGCAGGCCAUCAUCAGUCAAGCUCCUCAGCUGGAAAAGCUGAUUGCCACGACCGCCCACGAGAAGAUGCCCUGGUACCACGGUAAAAUCACCCGCCUGGAGGGUGAGAGGCGGCUUUAUUCAGGAGCACAACCUGAUGGCAAGUUCCUGGUGAGACAAAGAGAGGAUUCUUCCACAUUUGCCCUCUCCAUGGUGUAUGGCAAAACUGUUUACCACUAUCAGAUCCUUGAAGACAAAUCUGGGAAAAUCUCCAUGCCAGAGGGAACAAAGUUUGACACAAUCUGGCAGCUGGUCGAGUACCUGAAGAUGAAGCCUGAUGGACUUGUUACUGUCCUUGGGGAGGCCUGUGUUGACAUCAGAGCAACAGAAAAAACGCCCAGUCUUCCUGCAACAAGGAGACCUGGCACAAAUAAAUACACACCGCCACCUACAGCUCUGCCCAUGGACUGCAGCGGAUUCAACCCGUAUCAUAACCCCAACGACAUCAAGAAGUUCAACAUCCAGAGGGACCAGCUGCUGAUAGACGAGGUGGAGCUCGGCUCUGGAAACUUUGGCUGUGUCAAGAAGGGUGUCUACAAAUCAGAGUCGGGCCAAAUAGACGUGGCUAUCAAAGUGCUGAAAAGUGACAAUGAGAAACUGGUGAAGGAAGAGAUGAUGAGGGAGGCAGAGAUCAUGCACCAGCUGAGCAACCCUUUCAUCGUCCGCAUGCUGGGCCUAUGCAACGCAGAACACCUCAUGCUGGUCAUGGAAAUGGCUUCUGCAGGACCACUCAACAAAUUCCUCUCCACCAAUAAGGACACUGUAAGUGUGGAGAACAUUGUCAACCUGAUGCACCAGGUGUCGAUGGGAAUGAAGUACCUGGAGGAGAAGAACUUUGUGCACCGAGACUUGGCAGCCCGCAAUGUUCUCCUGGUCAACCAACAGUUUGCCAAAAUAAGUGACUUCGGCCUCUCUAAGGCACUGGGAGCUGACGACAACUACUACAAAGCUCGUACUGCAGGUAAAUGGCCACUAAAGUGGUAUGCUCCAGAGUCUAUAAACUACCACAAAUUCUCCAGUAAAAGUGACGUGUGGAGUUAUGGUGUCACGAUGUGGGAAGCCUUCACCUACGGAGGGAAACCUUACAAGAAAAUGAAAGGUAACGAAGUGAUUCACUUCAUCAAAAACAACAACCGCCUGGAAUGCCCGCCAGCCUGCCCAGAGCGAAUGUAUAAAUUGAUGUCAGAGUGCUGGACAUAUAAGCACGAAGACCGCCCUGAUUUCAAGAUGGUGGAGGAGUCCAUGAGGUCCUACUAUUACUCCAUUUCCAAGAAGGCCAAGCCUGAGGGAGCCUCAGCGGCUGAGCCUACCAAGUAGACAGAAAAGAGGCACAUUUUGUCCCAACACUGCACAAAGCGUCCUUUCAACAAGGCCAUUACACAGCCAAAACAAAGAGUGUUUCAUGAACAGUGCACACUGAACAGCUUUGAUUAUAGUACCAAUACAGCUAAACAGGACUCAGCAACAAUAAAAGUGCAUUUGUAAAUCAGACAUCAGCAUGUCCUUUGGAAGGAGGAUUUCUGUCUGAUAGAUGUGGUUUAAAUGCUAAGUGUCUUUAAUUGAUGAACAAACAAACUGAUGAUAUAUUCUGGUAUUUGGACAGUGGUUUUUAAGCUGAUUCACCACUUCUGCUGACAUCUAAGAGUUUUGUUGUUGUUGUUGUUGUUUUUCUUUUUAACAAAUAAAACACCAACAACCUAAU